GUUUCAAUGUCACAUUACAUACGCAAAUCCACUUUAUAGAGUAGUUGUUGUUAAAGUUAUAAUGGAGUAGUUGGAUUUCCAUCUCAUUUUGAGUUUAAUAAAAAGCAGUAAAAUUCAAGAACUCUUUAAAACUACAUUUCAGUUGAUUAUCUAUUCUAUCCCCCCAUAAUAACAAAAUAAUACUUGCAAGAGAACUUAGGAGACAUGGAUUCUCCUAUCUUACAUGAAUUCAAAAGGCAGGCUUCCUUCUUCCUCAAAGAAAAAAUCAAGACUGCUCGACUCGCUCUUACCGAUGUUACUCCUCCUCAACUGCUGGCAGAAGAAGCUACAACUGGAGAUUUGAUUGCACCAAACAUGCAAACCAUGAGGCUAAUAUCGCGUGCAGCUUUUGAAGUUGAUGAUUACUGGAGAAUCGUUGAUAUUCUGCACAAGAGGUUGUCGAAAUUUGAUAGAAGAAAUUGGCGACCAUCUUAUAAAGCUCUGAUGCUAUUGGAAUACCUGCUAACUCAUGGACCAGAAAGUAUUGCAGAGGAGUUUCAAAGUGAUGAAGAUGUUAUCAUACAGAUGGGAAGUUUUCAAUAUGUUGAUGAAAAAGGGUUUAAUUGGGGAUCAAGUGUUCGAAACAUGUCAGACAGGGUGAUAGAGCUACUGGAAGAUAGGAGCCUCCUGAAAGAAGAGAGACAGAGAGCGCGAAAAGUGACAGUUGGAAUAAAAGGAUUCGGGAGUUUCUGCAAUCGUCCUGUUACAGGAGAAGAAAGCAUGAAAGAAGCCAUUUCCGAGAGGUACAUAAGAAGCAAUUCUGACUUUAUUCAUUGCCAAAACAAGGAGAACCAAAUCGCUGCCUCAGACAAUGGGUUUUCAUGCAAGCAAAGAUUGGGAAAUGCUCUUAUAAUACACAAGAAUAUGGAAGGUGUUAGAGAUGAUCUGACUAGUGAUGCUAUGGAAUGGGAGAAGCAUCCAUUCUGUAAUAUUACAGAUAAUCAUAGCCGAGCUUCCCUGCUUUCCACCUCCGGAUGAAAUCAUGUUUUACUAUUAGCUCUGUUUGAUUGAAGUUGUCAAGUUUCUGUUUCAAUGGAGGUGCUUAGGUGUGAUAUCUUGUUAAUGACAAUGUAAUAUAAACUUAGUUUUGCAGGUGAAUAUCCGAGUCUAUUGUGUGCUUAUGCUUUAAUUUUCUGAAAAAAAAAAAACUUUUCUUCCAA
Capsicum annuum is the source of this 1199-nucleotide messenger RNA. RefSeq names its product ENTH domain-containing protein C794.11c. Bases 205 to 1017 code for a protein of 270 amino acids. Gene Ontology annotation, molecular function: phospholipid binding; clathrin binding. The record is from RefSeq and is a predicted model, not a curated record. Gene Ontology annotation, cellular component: endosome; clathrin vesicle coat; plasma membrane. The transcript is spliced from 4 exons. Gene Ontology annotation, biological process: endocytosis. NCBI's taxonomy places the organism in Eukaryota, Viridiplantae, Streptophyta, Magnoliopsida, Solanales, Solanaceae.